AGUCUUUAAAUGUUUCAACGAUCAAGAUGCAGUUUUAAAAUCCUCAUGAAAAAUGCUGGAUGGCCUUGGCGACAUGCAGGUGAGUUAGGCGCUCAUUUCUUCUUUCAUAACUUGAAAAUGGCAAUGUCACGGCUACGGCCAACCUUCAUAGGUCGAACCGGUCUCCGUAGCUUUGAACUCACUUCAUACAGGUAUAAAAGUUGUGGGUGAACCAUCCAAAUCAGUACACAACAUCAACGCACUUCAGCUAGCAAGCAUCCAAAGGCCAACCACCAAAAAUCUGCAAUCAUGAAGUUCUCAAUCGCCACGGUCUUCGCCGUCGUCCUCUGCGUGGCCAGCUUUGCCGAGGCAAAGCCAACGCUCAUCACCAAGAAGAUCCUCAAGAAGUACGUCGUGCCCCGAGUCCUGUCCGGCGAGUGGAAGUUCCCCAGCCUUUACGUUCCGUACCCACUGUCCCUGUGGUUGGCAGGUGCCGAAACGGCCAACUCCCCCACCGUUGUGUACCACUCCCUGCCGGAAGACGAAAUCGAAACCGUCAAGGAUUUCAACGCUGCCGCCACUGCUCAGCUCCAGCAGCAGCAAAUCCAGCACCAGCCCCAGCUUCCCAACGAGAUCGAUGUCCGCGGACCGAUCUACAUCGCGGAGACGCCCGCCGUCCGGCAUGUCGCUCCGCUGCCCCAGGGAUACACCGAAGAUGUGCACACCGUGAACGUGCAGCCGGCGCCGGGAACGACGGUGGCGUAGGAGUGUGAAGUGAACUUAGAAGUCUCGAUACAGUUGUGUUAUUUAUGUAGUUUUUGUAUAAAUAAAAUGACAAGUUAGUAUAA
Molecule: messenger RNA, 827 nt
Organism: Culex pipiens pallens (northern house mosquito)
Lineage: Eukaryota; Metazoa; Arthropoda; Insecta; Diptera; Culicidae
Exons: 2
Coding region: 289-744 (151 amino acids)
Source: RefSeq, a predicted model, not a curated record